Molecule: messenger RNA, 795 nt
Organism: Dictyostelium discoideum AX4
Lineage: Eukaryota; Evosea; Eumycetozoa; Dictyosteliales; Dictyosteliaceae
Gene: pitA
Exons: 2
Coding region: 1-795 (264 amino acids)
Biological process (GO): phospholipid transport; lipid translocation; intermembrane lipid transfer
Cellular component (GO): cell periphery; Golgi apparatus; cytoplasm
Molecular function (GO): phosphatidylinositol transfer activity
Source: RefSeq, a predicted model, not a curated record
AUGUUAAUUAGAGAAUUUCGUGUUGUUUUACCACUUACAGUUGAAGAAUAUCGUGUUGGUCAAUUAUAUUCAGUAGCAAAAACCAGUUCACAAGAAACCUCAAAUGGUGAAGGUGUUGAAGUUUUAGUUAAUGAACCAUACAAGGAACCAGAACAUGAAGGUCAAUACACUCAUAAAAUAUAUCAUCUUGGUUCACGUCUUCCAGGUUGGAUUAGAGCUCUCAUUCCAUCAUCUGCUUUAAAAUUAGAAGAAAAAGCUUGGAAUGCUUAUCCAUAUUGUAAAACCGUUUUAAAAAGUCCAUUUUUAGGUGAAAAAUUCACUUUUAUCAUUGAAUCUCGUCAUGCUCAAGAUAAUUGUAAAACUGAAAAUAUUCAUAACCUUUCAGAAAAAGAAUUAAAAGAAAGAACAGUUGAAGUUAUUGAUAUUACAAAACCAAUUAAAGAUCCAAAAAAUUAUAAAGAGACUGAAGAUCCAACAAAAAUCAGAUCAGAGAAAGCAAACCGUGGUCCAUUAGAAGAGGAGAAAUGGAGAGAAAGUACAGAAAUGCCAAUUAUGACAUGUUACAAAUUAGUCACUGUCGAAUUUAAAUAUUUUGGAUUCCAAACUAAAGUUGAAAACUUUAUGAUGGGUAUUGAAUUUGAUCUCUUCACCAAAUUCCAUAGACAAGUCUAUUGUUGGUUAGAUGAAUGGUUCGGAAUGUCAAUGGAUGACGUUAGAGCUUUCGAAUUAAAAACUAAAGAAGAUCUUAAAAAGAAAUUAGAAGAAAAAGAUGAAAAUAAAGCCGCCGAAAAAUAA